Molecule: messenger RNA, 1471 nt
Organism: Copidosoma floridanum
Lineage: Eukaryota; Metazoa; Arthropoda; Insecta; Hymenoptera; Encyrtidae
Gene: REG
Product: proteasome regulator gamma
Biological process (GO): regulation of proteasomal protein catabolic process; regulation of G1/S transition of mitotic cell cycle; positive regulation of endopeptidase activity
Cellular component (GO): cytoplasm; proteasome activator complex; nucleoplasm
Molecular function (GO): endopeptidase activator activity
Source: RefSeq, a predicted model, not a curated record
GCCCCUCGCGCCUUUAAAGGUUAUGAACUCGCGCCGCCGCCGUGUUCUGCUGGUUUUUUAAACAGUGCUUGUUUAAUUACUUACGCUACUUACUAACCCUUCCAAUUUGUACUUAAUUUAUGCUUUUUUUGGAACAUUCACCGUCAGCUUACUCGUUUGGUUCGAUCUUGUCAUUUUCCCCGUUUGUUAUUGUUCCUGCAGUGUAGCUUGCAGCGGCUAUUGUCUAACUCGUGCACCAAGAGGCAAUCCACGUCGUACACUGAUAAUCACGCUUGACGUUGCUUAUCGGGAUAAUCUACAUUCUCACAAUGUCGAACAAGGUUCAAGAAUACAAAGAUUCACUCAAAUCCAAGGCUGAGCAGUUGAUUAUCAAAGGAUUUCCAGACAAGAUUGUCCAGCUGAAUGAAAUCCUUGAAACACCAAGGUUCAGAAACAGAGAUUUGAAAGAAGUCCACCAAGAUGUAAACAUACCCAUUCCAGAUCCAGUUAUGAUUAAUCAUUCUGAAGAUGGACCAAACUCUAAAAGAAUGAAACUAGAAAACAGCAUUGACGAAACUCCUGGUACCAAAGUAAUGAUUCUACCAAAUGGCUUAGUACCGUGCAAUAAACCACUUUGUGAUCUAAUUGUUAUAGUUAAACCAUACAUUAGACAGCUCCUGGAGGAUUCCAAUCUUCUAAAAAUGUGGAUUUCCUUCAUGAUUCCUAAAAUAGAAGAUGGAAAUAAUUUUGGAGUCUCAAUUCAAGAGGACACACUUGCCGAAGUUCAAGCUGUUGAAAGCGAAGCCGCUGCAUUUUUUGAUCAAAUUUCAAGGUACUUUGUUUCAAGAGCAAAAAUUGUGAGUAAAGUCGCCAAGUAUCCUCACCUGGCCGAUUACAGACGAGCUAUUCAAGAGCUUGAUGAGAAAGAAUAUUUAAACCUAUGGCUAGUGAUGUGUGAAAUACGCAAUCGCUAUUGCUCGCUACACGACCUUGUAAUUAAAAAUUUAGAAAAGAUCAAGAAACCUCGUUCCUCGAAUGCAGAAUCUUUGUACUGAUUUACAUGAUCACUGGACAUUACGAAAAUUUUUUAAUUUAAAUACGAUUGGAGAAAAGUGCCGAAAUUUUUUUUUUUUUUUCCAAGUUCUUAAUCGACGCUUACAACUCAAUUACUAAUAACUUGCAGUACGACACUUUUUUUACGUAGCAAAUAAAUAUAUUAAGGUCGCGCUUUAAUGUAUAUAGCAUUGUCGUAUUAUAUUGUACUCUGUAUUCUUUUAAGCUAAUGUUCGUGAAACAGCUGAAUCAAGACGUUUGUAACGCCUGUGUAUGAAGAUGCACUGUACGUGACGUUGUGAACAAUUAAGUAAUAAAUUGUCAAGCGAUAAAUGUUUCUCAAAGUUAGGAACCGAAACAAAGAUUAUGAUUCAUGGAGUACAAACUUAAUUGAUUCUUCAAGUUUUAGAGAAUAAAUAAACUGUCUCAAGUGUAAAAA